This is a messenger RNA of Punica granatum (pomegranate), 1138 nucleotides long. The record is from RefSeq and is a predicted model, not a curated record. Lineage: Eukaryota; Viridiplantae; Streptophyta; Magnoliopsida; Myrtales; Lythraceae.
UCUUCUUCAAUCAUCACUGCCACUCCAUCGCCUGAAGGGAAAGAGGGAAGAAUAUACUUUGCUCUGUUCCUCUAAGAUCCUCCUCCCACAGUGUCUCUCUUUCACCAAUCCCAAAAUCUCGCAAGAUGGUUCUUCAGUUGCAAUUGGCCUACUUCGUACUCGUUGCCGCUCUGGUUGUGUUGUGCGUGAUAGUCUCGAAACUCCGGGAAUUGGCUGAGAAGGGGCGCUCCGUUGAUCAAGUUUUGAUCUUGAUGAGGCGGUUGGAGGAUGAAGCAGAGGUCGUUGCACCGUGCAGUCCGGAUCAUAGCAUGUGCACAAGAAGAGUCGGGUUCGGUGCCGGAUCGGGUUUAUCGGGAGAAUGUGCCCGAGAAAGUGCCGGAAGCAGGAAGGAAGGCCGCGAGAUCGAGACUGAAAUGCAGAGGAAAGAAACUCAACCAAGCAGUCGGACUGAGGAAUCAAGAAGAAGCAGUGGACCAAUCGAUGAAAAGGAAGAACAUGACAACGACGAUGAUUGGGAGGGAAUAGAGAAAACAGAGCUCCAGAGGACCUUCGAUCGGGCGGUUAGAUUUGUUGGUUCCUUGAAGAGCUCCGGCUUAGUAGGUUCUAGGAUUGGUAGGGAUGAGAAGAUGAAGCUAUACGGACUCCACAAGAUUGCCACCGAGGGUCCCUGCCUUCAAUCCCUACUGUUGCCCUUCAAAGUCUCGUUUCGAUGGUUUUUUAUGAAUCCAAAGGCCUUUCAACAACUUGGGAACAUGUCCCCUGAGGAUGCAAUGGAACAGUACAUCGACUUUGUUUCUAUCAUCUGUCCUGAUUGGAUGCAGAAUGAUCUUGACUGCAAGCACCCGACUUUGAAACUACCCGAUCAGUAGGCACAAGCUUCGGAGACUCAGUGCAUUUUUUUCCCAUCAUCUGAUGGUGAAGAUAUCUGCCGAGGUGGACAUUACUUUUGCUGAUAGAUAGAAUAGCUGUAGAAGCAUAUUUUAGCCUGUGCGAGGGCGAAGAAUUUCCUCGAGGAAACUUGUUGUUGAUGUUUCCCGGUCUAGUCAGUUGCUUACGUAGUUGGAUCUUCCGAUGGAAUAGGUAGAAAAACGACACCUGAUCAAUAAAAAAUUGCCUCAAAAUCAUCCGAACCAGCUCA